This is a messenger RNA of Nylanderia fulva, 996 nucleotides long. RefSeq names its product Myosin light chain alkali (gene Mlc1). Gene Ontology annotation, cellular component: muscle myosin complex. NCBI's taxonomy places the organism in Eukaryota, Metazoa, Arthropoda, Insecta, Hymenoptera, Formicidae. The record is from RefSeq and is a predicted model, not a curated record. Gene Ontology annotation, molecular function: calcium ion binding.
UUCCACUCCUGGUUCAAACUUCGUUCGAUCAACAUCCACUGGCCUCAGACAAUCAACAAUGGCAGACCUCAGCGGCAAGGAUGUUGAAAGGGCAGAAUUCGCCUUCUCCAUUUACGAUACUGACGGCACCAACGUCAUCGAUGCAGUUAACCUUGGCGACGUCCUUCGCGCGUUGAACUUGAAUCCCACGAAUGCAACCAUCGAGAAAUUGGGCGGCACAAAGAAGAAGGGCGAGAAGAAAUUGAAACUUGACGAAUUCUUGCCUAUCUUUAGCCAGUGCAAAAAAGACAAGGAACAGGGUUGUUACGAAGACUUCCUUGAAUGUUUGAAGCUAUACGACAAAGCGGAAAACGGAACAAUGCUCGGCGCAGAAUUAUCUCACACACUUUUGUCGCUUGGUGAGCGUCUCACUGAUGUAGAAUGCGAUACUGUACUGAAGGAUUGCAUGGAUCCAGAGGACGAAGACGGUUUCAUCCCCUAUGCUCCGUUCCUUAAAAGACUAUGUGAAAGGGCGGCAGCCGGUGCCGACGAUUAGAUAAAGGAUGACUAUCGUCAUCGUUUAUCCACAUCAACGAAGGACACACUAAUAUUUACUCGUCGCAUUCGCCACAGCACUCAUCCCCCCGUUUGAUCAUACAUCGCGCGAUCACGUGAGGAUCACACAAUUUGACAAUUUGCACGUAAACAGCAAUACGAAAUCAGCAUCGUCGAAAGACAAGCAUUUUAUCAAAAGAAAAAAUAACAAAGAAGGCAAAUCCACGCAAACAUUUCGAGUACAAAAAAGAAACAACAUUUCACCUCGAACGCAUGUAGCAUUCGAUUCGAUUUCACACAUUGUUGCGAUACAAACGUUUAUUUAAACUCACAGAAGGCAAAAUAUCUUAAUAUAGCAACAUUGUGUACAAAGUCGAAUAAAAUGAUCAAUGUUAAUUUAUUUCUUAUUGUUACUGUAAUAAAUCUUUCCUCCCAAAUUGUCAAAGAGGAUUAAAAAUCGCC